Molecule: messenger RNA, 2048 nt
Organism: Nothobranchius furzeri (turquoise killifish)
Lineage: Eukaryota; Metazoa; Chordata; Actinopteri; Cyprinodontiformes; Nothobranchiidae
Gene: zgpat
Product: zinc finger, CCCH-type with G patch domain
Biological process (GO): negative regulation of transcription by RNA polymerase II
Cellular component (GO): nucleus
Molecular function (GO): metal ion binding; DNA-binding transcription repressor activity, RNA polymerase II-specific; RNA polymerase II cis-regulatory region sequence-specific DNA binding
Source: RefSeq, a predicted model, not a curated record
ACCGGAAGUGCUCUUGUUGUUCGCGUUUGCCGCUUUGACGCCAUUCUGCUGUGUUUUGUGUCAACUUGCUUCUUUUUUGACAUGAAUAAAACAAGGAUUUCCGCAGACGUGACCUCGUUUAUUGCUGCAGUGGAUGUCAGAGAGCUCGAGUAAUCACUGAGGCGGUUGAUGCUGUCCCAGCUCGUGCCAAGCUGUCAGCAUGGAUGAAGAAAGCCUGGAGGCUGCCAUCGCUGCCUAUGGGGCCCAGCUGCAGCAGGUGGAGAUGGCCCUGUCAGCUGGCCUGGACCCCAGCCAGCAGCCAGACCUGCUCAAGCUCAAAGAAGACCUCUGCCAGCUGAUAGCGCUAACAGAAGCCAGCCUUUUAUCUGUACAGAAAAGCCGGCUACUGUCCAGCCUAGAAGACAGCAACGGACCUCAGAUGAACACCUCAGAGGCAGCGGCUGAUUCCGGUGUUUUUGAUGCUGAAUUUGCUGCGUUUUACUCUGAACUAGGAGAAAGUUCUGGCAGCAGCUCUGAUACCAGAGAGAAGGAUAAGGACAGUGGGAGCGUGUAUUAUGAGGAGGAAGAUGAGGAGGAAGAUGAUCUUAGUGGUACCAAAGUAAGGGCGCCUUACAGGACAACAUGGGGGACGCUGGAGUAUCACAAUGCCAUGGUGGUGGGGGCAGAACCGGCUGCUGAUGGAGAGGAGGCACAAGUCAGGGUGCUCUACAUCUACCCCACCCAAAAAUCUAUGAAGCCCUGUCCGUUCUACCUGGAAGACAAAUGUCGCUUUCUGGAUAACUGCAGGUUUUCUCACGGUGAAGUGGUGUUUGUGUCGGAGCUCAGAGACUUCUUGGAGUGCGACCUUGGUAACCUCGAAGAGGGUUCGUCCUGCUUGGCUCGGCACGAGGAUGGUAUCUGGUACCCCGCCAAAAUAAAAGAACUUGACAGUGGUUUCUAUACCGUAAAGUUUGACUCACUGCUGCUGAAAGAUGCUGUCGUUGAGGCUGAUGGCAUCAUCCCACCUCUCAGAGAGGACGACCCACUCUCCUCAGACUCUGAUACUGAAGAACCUGGAGAUGGGGAGGCUGUGGGGUAUGCUAAAGUUCUGGACUCUGCCACAGAAUCCACGUUAGCAUCAAGCAGCGCUAACUUCGGUGGCUGGGAGGCUCACACUAGAGGCAUCGGAUCCAAGCUCAUGCUCAAAAUGGGCUAUGAAUAUGGCAAAGGUUUAGGAAAGCUGCAGGAGGGUCGAGUAGAGCCGGUGAUGGCGGUGGUGCUACCGAAGGGGAAGUCUCUGGACGAGUGUGCAGAGCUAACACAGAGACGCACUCAGAACAAGGCUACGAAAGACGGAACACAAGCUGCCCGUCCGAAACGCCGCCGGAAGCCCCGAGUUGCCGGAAAGCGGCAAACUGUGUUUGACUUUUUAAAUCACAAGCUUGGAGACAAAUGCACGGAUCCUGCAGAAGGGGGCGCUGCUGCGCCAUCGGCAGCGACGGCGACCGGGGUGGAAGCUUACAGAGCAGGAAGGAACGCCAAGAGGAGCCUGAAUGUGAAGCUGUUCCAGGCUGCUGAGAGGGUUGCUCAGACUGAGAGGGAGAUCCAGAAACUGAGCGAGUCACUGAGCAGGCAGACGGGCAGAGAUGCUUCCAGAGUUAAGCAGCUGGAGGAGCAACUGUCAGGGGCUCGCCGCCUGCUGGCCCAGCAGAAAGCACAGGAGCUCUCCAUCCAGAGCGAGCACAGGAAGGCCGACACACACAAGAAGAUGACCGAGUUCUGAUACCCACUUUUUUAUUUUAAGACUUCAGAAACAGAAAGGAGGCCUCCUGAAAAUAAAUGUUGUUUUCACUUCAGUUUUGUGUCCGGAUCACUUCUCACCGGCACUUUCCCAUCUUUUUUUUUUCACUUUAAAAGACAAAAGCUUUCUUCUGGCAGAGUUUAAAGCUACAAUAAUAUAAAAUAGAAGUUAUGAACAAUUUUUCUUCACGACUAAAAGUCUUGCUGAACUUGUUGUACUUUUAUUUCUAACUUACACAACUUUACAAAUAAAUCUGGUGCAAAAAAGA